This is a messenger RNA of Syngnathoides biaculeatus (alligator pipefish), 2910 nucleotides long. RefSeq names its product PNKD metallo-beta-lactamase domain containing (gene pnkd). NCBI's taxonomy places the organism in Eukaryota, Metazoa, Chordata, Actinopteri, Syngnathiformes, Syngnathidae. Gene Ontology annotation, molecular function: hydroxyacylglutathione hydrolase activity. The record is from RefSeq and is a predicted model, not a curated record. The coding region runs from base 84 to 1160 and encodes 358 amino acids. The transcript is spliced from 10 exons. Gene Ontology annotation, cellular component: mitochondrion.
UUCACCGGAUCUCUACAGAAGCGCAGAUAUAGAACCACUCAGAAAGCGGGCACCGCACGCCCCCGCCAGGGCCGUUGAGCGUGAUGGCGCUUCCUGACUGGAUCCUUCCGGUAGCUGUCAUCGCAUCCUUCGUCUCGCUAUGUUUGUUUGUCCGUUUCAGACGCUCCGGGCAACUUUUGUGGCGAAAAAUAAGUAGCAAGAUAAUGGCUCGCACUGAGAAGCCGUUAUUCAGAAUCGCGUACACGCUGUACACCAAGACCAGUCUCGGCUACAUGUUUUACAAGAGGCAAAUGAGGAAAGCCCGGGAACGCCACCCAACUGGACACUCAACGGUUCUGCCCGUCCAGUUUAGUGGUAUGAAAAUCAUCCCCAUCUCUGUGCUGUCGGACAACUACAGCUAUCUCAUCGUUGACACCACCUCUGGUGUUGCAGCGGUUGUAGACCCAGCAGACCCUCAAACUGUUCAGAGAGUCCUUCAGGAGGAGGGAGUGAUGCUAGAAGCCAUCCUCUGUACGCACAAGCACUGGGACCACAGUGGGGGGAACAAGUUACUGAAACGGCUUCAUGGCUCGUGUAAAGUUUAUGGAAAUGCAGCUGAUAAUAUUCCUGGCCUGACGCACCCCCUGUCACACAAAGACUCGGUAACAGUCGGCUGUUUGGACUUUAAGGCCCUCUUUACGCCGGGUCACACGGUGGGCCACAUGAUCUACCUGCUGGAUGGCCAGCCACUCGGUGCUCCCUCCAGCCUUUUUUCCGGUGACCUGGUGUUCCUCUCAGGAUGCGGGAGGAUGUUUGAAGGCAGCGCCAGAACAAUGCUGUCAUCGCUCGACACGGUCAGCUCUUUGAAUGAUGACACUCUCCUCUGGCCCGGUCACGAGUACGCCGUCGACAAUCUGCUGUUCGCUGCCGAGGUGGAGCCACGGAACCCAGCCAGGGAAAGCAAAUAUCAGUGGGUGCUGCAGCAACGAGAUGAGAAGCGCUGCACGUGUCCCUCAACCGUUGGAGACGAGAAGGCGUACAAUCCUUUCCUGCGUAGCCACUGUACGGAGCUCCAUCUGGCACUGGGCCUCCAGCAGCUGGACGACGAGGACUGGACUCGGUUUCGGGCCCGCGUGCUGGAGGAGCUGCGCAAGCGCAAAGACCAAUACAACAGGAGAUGAUUAAAUGUGGCUGAAAACGGAUAACUGAAUGGUGCGGAUGGAAGCCAUACAGAACUAUCAUGGUUGCUAAUGGUUAAACACGCGCUGAUCUUUGCGGUAGAAGAACCGAUCCAAAUAUGGCCAGUCCAUUUUUUUUACCCCCCCAGCUUUCAUCACUAACUAUGCGCCCAUCUAUUCAAUGUCAUUAUUAUUUAUUAUAAUACCAUUAUAAUAUUCAAUUUCCAUGUACACAUUGUGAUCAUAUAGUUAUGAAUGCACCUUAAAGCUCUACUGUCAUCCGUAUAAACAUUCUAAAAUAGAUAUUGAAAUGAAAAAUUCAUAUAAGAUUAUUGACUUCAAUGUCUAUACGAAAAAAUAAAUAUCAGCGGAGAGUGCGUCAUCCAUGCGCAAAGUUGCGGAAGUGUCAUUCGACAUCCAAGCGGUCUACUGCCCGUGACGUCACCCCGGACAUUCGCCAUUGAAAACACGCUGUGGCCGCUACUGUAGCUACCUUCAGACACGGAAGCUCUUUUAGAAGAAAACAUCUCGCAACCGAGUGAAGCGUCCGGGGCAAUAUUUCCCUAUUGUUUUGAGCCAUAUUUAGAUGACAUGCGGCUCACGGCCAUACCACCUCCCCGCCCGAUCCACCUUCGCGCGGCAGUGAUAAACGCAACAACGAGCUACCUUCACGGAGGCAAAACUAAUAGAAACAAUCGACUCCACUUGAGGGUGGUCCUGCCAUGUACGUCACUUCCUGCUUCUUCUCGAAAACAAAUCCCUUGAGAGGAUUUUCAUAGCAAGAGUUACAAAAAGCUGUAUAGGUCAAAAUCAUGUUUUGUGGUGAAACAACGCAUGGGUCCAUGUCGGGUGCCGUUUUUUCAUUAUUAACAUACUAAAAAUCAUCCAUUUCAUCACUUUAAGAAGAGACAUUUAGCACUGUCAACCCCCCACCACCCCCCCCACACACAUGCAGAUUCCCCUCUAUAAAAAUUGUAUUGCACUGUUUUGUUUGCUGUUUGUCAUCAGUCUUCAAAUUGUUAACUUCUUUUGUCUUAUCACUACAUUUUUCUUGUACUGCAUUAGGUACAUUUCAGUUGUGUGUGGCAUCGAUAUGAGUUAAUGCAUAUUAGUAUUGAUCAAUGUUUUCCACAGGAAUGAUCAAAUGCACGUGUUCCCUUUUUAUCACGGUGGUCUUUACGCUUGCUUUUUAGGGGCCUUUUUUUACGUGGAAAAAAAAUCUGUUUAUUGAGAACAUACUACACAUUCAAAAAUGGUAAAUAAUCAGUGGGCCUCAGUUAGUUUAAUAUUGAAUUUAAUGCAAUAGGAAGAGGAAAACGUCGUGCCGUCUCUACGGAAUGCUUUUAUAAAACAGCAUUUUUAGGCAGAACCUUCGUACAUUUUUUGAUAGAUUGUAUAUUUGACGGUUUUGUUGUACAGUGAUGCAUACGCCUCUGUAUAAUAGAGUUUAACGUUUUAGUUGACUCAUUAAGAUAAUAUCAUGCAGUCUGUUUCUGUGGGGGAACCUGGAAGACGUGAAAAUAUUUCAGAUUUGUGUUUCUGCUAUAGAAGUUAAAAACGAAAGCGGUGUCCCCUGGUGACUGUUGACUAAAAUGUUAUUCUGGUUGUUUGAUGCUGUUGCACGUCUUGAUUUGCAUACGUUUGAGUUCAGAACACCACCGCUCGGGAAACAGUUUGACUUUAGGUUAUGUUUUAAUGAGGAAAUGUUCCAAGUAAACUUUUCCGUUCGAACUGUGUACAAGCUGUUUUGUUG